AUGAAGAAGGAAUCACGACCUAUACGGCCUUCACAGUCCCAAACAAAAAUAUUAGAAAUAUAUGAACAUAACAUCACCGAAGAUGAAUUGUUUGAAAUAUCUAAAGCUACCCGAGGAUUUGUUGCAGAAGACUUGGUGAAACUUUGUUUAACAGCAAAAUUCACAGUGAAUUGCGAUUCGAGGAGUGUUAUGGACAUUGGUGAUUUGAAAUUUGCUCUGAAGGAUUUUACACCAAGUGGUACGAAGGAUUUUCAUGUAGAGAUACCUAAUGUAAAGUGGUCUGAAAUAGGGGGCCAGGAAGAAUUGAAAAACCUUUUGAAAAAGAAUAUCGAAUCCUGUAUAUUACACCCUGAAAUAUAUGAGAGAUUCGGAUUAGUACCCCCAAAAGGAGUGCUUAUGCAUGGUCCACCAGGUUGUUCCAAAAGAACUAUAGCUAAAGCCCUGGCUACUGAAAGUGGUUUCAAUUUUGUUUCAAUCAAAGCUGCUGAAUUAUUGGACAAAUAUGUUGGUGAAUCUGAAAAAGCUGUUAGAGAUCUAUUCAAGAGAGCAAGAAAAGUGUCACCUUCAGUUAUAUUCUUUGACGAAAUCGAUGCUAUUGCUUGUACGAGAGCAUCAGGAUCGGGAGAUUCGAAUAAGGUUCAAGAAAGAGUUACAAUGCAACUUUUUGCAGAAAUUGAUGGUGUUACACCUCUGAAGGGUGUGAUCGUUCUAGCAGCCACCAAUAGACGCGACAGACUUGACAAAGCUUUGUAUAGAGAUGGUAGAUUGAUGGCAGUAUCAGUUCCACUACCAGAUUAUGAAACUCGAAUGAAAAUUUUCGAGUUGAAAAUGCGCAAAAUACCUGUAAAAAAUAUAGAUAUCAAAAUGCUAGUUGUGAAUACUGAAAAUUGUUCUGGGGCCAAUAUUGAGGGAUUGUGCAAUAAAGCUGCGUUUAUAGCUCUAGGAGAGAAUCCAGAAUUUAAAUGUGUAACUAUGGAACAUUUCAAGAAGGCAUUAGGAACGGUGAGUCGAAGAAAAUUAACAUCUUCUUAUAAUGUAUUUAUUUUUAUAAGAAAUAUGUUUUUAAGAUUAUUUCAUGUUGAUAUUUGAAAUCAUUUUAGGAUAAAUAUUAAAUUUUAAUUGUUUUUUAAAAAGAAUUUAAUUUUGUAGUUUUGAACUCAUUCGUUUAACAAACAAUUUCGUGGUCAUAUUUUGAAAUUUCUAGAAUAGAUUAUAUUGUAUGUUUUUCUUUCCUUUGAAUUCCGAUUGAAGAUAUCAAUUAAUCUCAUAUGAGUGCAAACAUUUUGUUACAUUCUCUUUAAGAUUGUAUUUGAAAAGUUUUCAUUCGGUCGUCUGAAUUAAGAGUAGGUAUUUGAUUUCUUUCCAUAAAUAUAAAAGUAUAGUGAAUUCAAAAAGUUUAUGUAAAUUCAGCCAUUAUAUAAUCUAUUGUUAUAUAUAUAUAUAUGAAGAAAUUUGUGAGCUGAUCAUGUUCAAGUGAGGCAGCCUUUUUUUUUUGUUUUUUUUUUUAAACCUAUCGUUUACAAUUUGAAGUUAUCUCUGAGAAUUUUAAUGAAAAUUGUAUCUGAAUUUUGACUGUCGGAAUAUAAGGGAACUGGAAGAUUGAUAUUUUUUCUUUCCCUUGAUUCAUUUCAUUAUUAUUUUUUUUUUAUAUUUCUCUUGCCACCAAACAUACAUUCGGUUUUUACGUAUUUAGCCGAAGCCAUCUGCUCAUAUUUUCUUUCUGGAGAUUCACUGAAUGAAAUACGUUGGCGCCCUUUAAAACAUCGUGAACCCACGCCGUCUUCACUGACAGCUGACCGCGGAAAUCAUAGUGAAGCUCUUUUUUUUUGCA
Molecule: messenger RNA, 1831 nt
Organism: Harmonia axyridis
Lineage: Eukaryota; Metazoa; Arthropoda; Insecta; Coleoptera; Coccinellidae
Product: ATPase family protein 2 homolog
Exons: 4
Coding region: 1-1089 (362 amino acids)
Cellular component (GO): cytoplasm
Molecular function (GO): ATP hydrolysis activity; ATP binding
Source: RefSeq, a predicted model, not a curated record